AGUAGAGAACAAAAUAUUCCCUUAAUUAUUUGGGGCUACUUUGCACUAGUAUGUAUGUUAGCGUGUGGGAGAGAAAGAGAGAGAGAGAGAGCAGAGGAGUGGCUGUGGAAGUCUUAUUUUCUUGAGGAAAUACUGAGAAGAUGAGAAGGAAUAAUUUUCUCGAAACAUUCCAUUCGACAUUUACUUGUUGACCGGACUAGAGUCUGCAGCGUGUGCAACACAAGCGCAGUUCUUUCUACAGCGGCAGGACCAAUUGCUUUGCUGCUGACGCAUGCACCGAAGCCAUUAAGAAGGAGAAGAAGGAGGAGCAGCAGCUGAAGAAGAUCGAGCACUUGAAAGAAUGGAAGGAGGAGAAAGAGAAGUUCCAAAUUACGAGCUACAGGUCUCCUUCUCCACACCACAAGCAAUCCAUGAGAUGGGUUUUGUACAAUUUGAAGAAAACCAUGUUUUGAGCUUUUUGGCUCCCUCGCAUUCACACCACUCUUCUCAUAUUUCUCAACCUCUCACUACCACAACCACCAAUACCCACAUGGGAUUUAGUAGUCACAACGACCAGGUGGGAACAUUGGAUCCAAAGGCUACUAUUGAAGAGAACUACACUGUUAGUGCUAACGAUGGCAACAAUUCUUGGUGGAGGAGCUCAUCAUCUUCAGAAAAAAGCAAGGUUAAAGUUAGGAGAAAACUUAGAGAACCAAGAUUCUGUUUUCAAACUAGAAGUGAUGUGGAUGUGCUUGAUGAUGGUUACAAGUGGAGAAAAUAUGGCCAGAAAGUAGUCAAGAAUAGUCUUCAUCCAAGAAGUUACUAUCGGUGUACCCACAAUAACUGUCGAGUGAAAAAGAGAGUGGAACGAUUAUCUGAGGAUUGUCGAAUGGUGAUAACAACCUAUGAAGGUAGACACAACCACUCUCCAUGUGAUGACUCAAAUUCAUCUGAACAUGAAUGCUUUACCUCUUUCUAGCUAAUAGUUGAAUUAUUAGACUAGAAAAAACAAUGUUGUAAUUAGCAUAAUUAAUGUAUCAGCUUGGGACAAUAUUUGUCUUAAUGAGUUUAGUAGCUUCUUUUUUUUC
Messenger RNA from Hevea brasiliensis (rubber tree), 1067 nucleotides. Its product is annotated as probable WRKY transcription factor 12. Gene Ontology annotation, biological process: regulation of DNA-templated transcription. The record is from RefSeq and is a predicted model, not a curated record. Gene Ontology annotation, molecular function: DNA-binding transcription factor activity; sequence-specific DNA binding. The transcript is spliced from 4 exons. Lineage: Eukaryota; Viridiplantae; Streptophyta; Magnoliopsida; Malpighiales; Euphorbiaceae. Bases 341 to 958 code for a protein of 205 amino acids.